AUGCCAUCCGAAUCCAGUUCUCCUGCAAUGUCAACAGCAACCAAGGAUAUUCUUAGCUGCGUGCAGCGAAUGAUUCCACCCAUGUUGGAGAAGUUCCACAAAGGGCAGCUGGGCCGCGUCGGUGUCCUCGGCGGCAGCGUUGACUACACCGGGGCACCUUACUUCUCGGCCAUGGCCAGCGCCAGGCUCGGGUGUGAUAUGUCCCAUGUCAUCUGCACACCCGGCGCCGCCUCGGUGAUCAAGACGUACUCCCCCAACCUCAUGGUUCACCCCCUCAUGCGCCAGAGCCCGUCCGACGACACACCCGGCGGCCCUGAGGCCGCACAUACGGACGCUGAGCAGGUCUCGCGCCCCAUCAUCGAGAUGCUCUCCCGUCUGCACGUGCUCGUCAUCGGCCCCGGCCUCGGCCGCGACCCGCUGAUGCAGGACACCGUAGCGCGGGUGAUCCGCGCCGCGCGCGAGAAAUCGCUGCCCCUGGUCCUUGACGCCGACGCGCUGCUGGUGGUUCAGAAGGAGCCGUCGCUGGUCCGCGGCUACAAGCUGGCGGUGCUGACGCCCAACGUCGUCGAGUUCUCACGGCUGUGCAAGGCGCUCGACGUCGACGAGGGCAAGGCCAAGGACGGGGCGGACGGGUCCGGGGAGGAGCAGAAGGAGACAGCCAAGGUCGAGGCGCUCGCGAAGGCGCUGGAGGGUGUGACUGUGGUGCAGAAGGGCGGCAAGGACUUCAUCUCGAACGGGGAGAAGACAUUGGUUGUCGACCUGAAGGGCGGGCUGAAGAGGAGCGGCGGCCAGGGUGACACGCUCACAGGGUCGAUUGCUACAUUUCUGGGAUGGAGGAACGCGUAUAUCGAGGGCCUGUGGGAUACAAGCGAUGGCAAGCUUGCGGAAGAUGAGCUGGUCAGGCUUGCUGCCUUUGGCGGCUGUGCCAUUACGAGGGAGUGCUCCAGACGGGCUUUCCUGAAGAAGGGCCGCAGCCUGCAAGCAAGCGAUUUGACGGAUGAGGUGCACGAAUCAUUCAUGACUCUGUUUGGAGAGGUUGAUGGAAAGGCGGGAGCUACCAAACUGUAA
Messenger RNA from Colletotrichum higginsianum IMI 349063, 1068 nucleotides. RefSeq names its product YjeF. Bases 1 to 1068 code for a protein of 355 amino acids. The record is from RefSeq and is a predicted model, not a curated record. The transcript has 4 exons. NCBI's taxonomy places the organism in Eukaryota, Fungi, Ascomycota, Sordariomycetes, Glomerellales, Glomerellaceae. Gene Ontology annotation, biological process: metabolite repair. Gene Ontology annotation, molecular function: ATP-dependent NAD(P)H-hydrate dehydratase activity.